Messenger RNA from Orbicella faveolata, 2872 nucleotides. RefSeq names its product galanin receptor 2a-like. Gene Ontology annotation, cellular component: plasma membrane. The record is from RefSeq and is a predicted model, not a curated record. NCBI's taxonomy places the organism in Eukaryota, Metazoa, Cnidaria, Anthozoa, Scleractinia, Merulinidae. Gene Ontology annotation, molecular function: G protein-coupled receptor activity. Gene Ontology annotation, biological process: G protein-coupled receptor signaling pathway.
CUUACAGCUCUACUGGAAGCAAGGAUAUAUAUAUUUUCUAUUUAUUUUUCAAGGUCGCUUUUGAACAUUGCCCAUUGUUUGGCAAAUAACGUAUAUACGGUGGGUAAAUAGCACUUGUGACCGCAAAUACAAUAUGUGCAGCAGUUUCCUAUAUAAAAAGUCUUGGUUAUAGCUUUUUAGAGUCAAGCUCUGAAACCUUUGGAGUGACAAUUAAAAAAAACGAGUCCAAAGCCAGGUUUUCAAUGGUUGUAAACAAUUGUAAUAAAAGUAAAGACAAAACGGCCCAGCCUCUAAAUGUAAAUUUUUGCGACAGGUAAUUCUAUCGGGUUUUAAAACAAAGAUGACGAGAUUCAUUAGCUGCCAGCCGACAAUUCACCAAAAACGCCUUCUUUACAAAUAUCAGCUAAUAUCAGAUGUUUUAAGAUAAUAACCGAUAAUUAAGAAAACCUGACAAAGCCGAUAUGUUUCCGUAUUACCCUCGCCAGGUAUCGUUUUACCUUCAUAAGAGGAUACAUCUUAUUCGUUAAUUGCAAAACAGCAGGUUACAAUUUCCAAGGUAAUAUCUGAUAAGUUGCUAGGCGGAACUAGCUUUCUAAUUAUUUUUCCACUGCGCGACAGCAAGUGACAAUAUUACAACUAUGAACUCCCAAAACCUGCAGUUAAGAAACACCCUGUGUGAUUAAGGUAAAAAUAACAUAUUAAUCAACCAAAAUUGAGGUUUUUUUAUUUAUAAACAGAUGUCAGCGAGAAGUGAUAUUGGAAAAUUAAUAGCAGCUAACACGGAAACCUGCUGCAAACGGCCAAUGGUUUCAACCAUUUCUGAAACGUCACUUUAGAAGUUCGAACUCAAGAUUAUAAAUUGUCUCAUGUUAGAAAGACAUCAAUGUAAAAACGUAAGUCUUAUUUCGAGCCCGUUAGAAAUUUUAAUGCAGGUUAGUAAAUAAAACUGCAUGUUAUUACUUUGAAGCUAAUUGUUAACCACAAGAUUUAAUUUUGGAAUUCCGAGCCAUAUGUAGUUCGCCUAGGCCAAGCGCUGAUUGAAAUCACGCUUCACAAAUUCAAUUUCAUCUUACACCAAGUACUCUACUCGUAAUCAACUCCUUCUCAAUUCAAGUUUAAGUAGCUUGAAACAUUUCUCCUGACAUUGUCGGCUUUCUUGAAUGCUCAAAAUUAAUUUACCCAAUACCAGCCAGUACAAAUUGUUACCGAAUAUGAAAUGAAAAUUCAACCAAAAUGUAUGCUCAUUGCGUUCUGUUCCACGGAGUCCAAGGAUUGUAAUAAUUGAUAAUAAUUUUCCUUUUAUUUAGAACCUUGUACCUUAGUAAAAGGUUGUUUCCCGGUAUAUAACUAAUAUAGAUAUUCAUUAUCGGUCAAAGCGAUCGCGCGCUGAUAAACCUGUUUAGUUUUCUUUGACUAAUCGCCGAUAAUUAUUUUCUGUCUUAGAGGUAAAUUCAAUCUUGGGCGCUGUCAUCAAACAAGGGAUAGUCAAGACACAAUAAAGUCAACUCCACAUCAAGCAACAUUUGGGUUUAAAAACCUGCCGGUCCAUAAAUGUCGAAUAACACAGAUUCUGAGCUACCGAAUGAAACCAUAAGAAAUGUCAAACUGGGCUUUUACAUCGCCAGCAUAAUAAUCGGUUUUAUUGGUAACACUUUGGUGAUUGCAGUCAUUUCGGGCAAGAAAAACAAACGGUCAGUUUAUGAUCUUUUUAUUCUGAAUCUUGGAAUUGCGGACUUGAGUUUCAUCGUUUUCUACAUGCCUCUAUACAUCUACGAGCAUCUUAGCUCAAUCUACAAAACACUAUUGUACUGUCGACUUGUGCAGCCCUUACUGACCAUCUUCUAUUUUUUGAGCAUCUUCACCAUCGCUUCUAUGGCGAUCCAUCGCUGUAGGUUGAUUACCAACCCUUACAAACGCAAGAUGAAGAAGCGAGGAGCAUAUCUGUGGAUUGCUGCUAUUUGGAUUUCUUCGUUCAUAAUCGUCUUACCAUUGUCGAUCGUGGCAAAAGUAAAAGACGGCUACUGUUUAGAGAACUGGCCCUCCAUGGAUCAUCGUAAAGCCUACACGCUGGCGCUUUUCCUCCUUCAGUUUCUGUUGCCUUUGUUGAUCAUCGCGGCAGCAUACCUAAGAAUUGGUGUUUACCUCUGGCGAUCAGCUGAUCCACAAAGCUCUUUAUCCACAGCGAAGAAGAACAGGGCACAGAAGAGACGGAAACAGAACAUCCAAGUCAUCAAAACACUCGCAUUGAUAGUGAUUCUUUUUGCUAUCUGUUUGCUUCCAGGUCAAAUCGCUUGGCUUAUGUGGGACUUUGGAGAUCAACAUGACGAACACAUCGUCGAUGUGAUUUUUAUUUUCUCCGAUAUUCUUGAUUGCUUGCACGCAUGUGUAAAUCCAAUAGUCUAUGGCCUGUUGACUGAACAGUUUCGUCGACAAUACAUCAGAUAUUUCUCGUAUUGUCUUUCAUGCGGAACAAAGCAGGUGAACACAGAGCCUGAAACGCGAAAUGUGGAAAGCACGGUGGAAAUUUUAUCACCAGCUAGGAAUAGAAGACACCUUAUCUCUGAGGAAGUCGAGACAGUGGCGAAUAACUAGAAGGGGUCACCGGCUUCUAAAGAUAUCAGUACGUGCAGGGAGAGUUCCUCUCCAAGAUAUUCCUUUUCUUGGCAGAACCCUACCCUAUGCACAAACUGGCAUCCCGUGAAACCCACGUCAAAUCAAAUCAAAUCAAAUCAAAACUUUACUUAUCGAGGGUGACACGUAAUAGUUUAUCAACUAAUAGAUUUGUGGCCCUCUUAAAUGUACUAAAAGUUAAAAAUCUACUAUAAACAAUAAUCAAAGAUUAUCAAUAAAAUAUCGCAAUCUAAAAAUUAUU